GGGAAGUCUGAUUGGUUUGUGUUUGCAUUGAUGUUCCAGGCAAAAGAGAAUAGAUUGUGUGAGCUCUGGAAAUAGCAACAAGUGCUGACCAGAGGAGGGCUGCCCCUGUCCCUCUCCUGCUGUGCUACACCCAGACACUCUGCAGGAAAAACUUGAACAGAGCAGCCGUGCCACAAUCCUGUGUGUUAGCUGGCUAAGCACAUUUUUAUUUUCCAUUGUCAUUCUAUUUUACCCAGCAGUUUUGACACAGCCGUAGCAAGCUGUGAUGUUAAAUAGCUGCUUAUCCACAUGGUGAAUGUGACUCCCUUGGACAUGUUUAGCAUCAGAAUCCAGCUGCCUGUGUCGCUCUUGUUAUAUUGGGACAUAGAAUUCCCAUUGUAAUUUCUUGGUUCAUGCUGGAACAAUUGGCAAGUCAGACUUAAAGUGCUGAUGAUUUUCAUUCUUAAUGUUCAGCAAUAGACUGGGGACUUUGUGAAUGAAACCGUCAUCGUAUGGGGGUAGCCCACUCUGAAGUUACAGAUCAACAACACCACCCUCAAAACACGCGAUCGGCUCCAGCAGAGGCAGUUAUUCUUCGUGCCUACAGACAGAAGACAUCCCGUUGAGCCUGUGGCUUAGCUGUAUUCAAAGACGAUACAAGUGGGCUUAACACAGAUGAACAGUGGGGAUGUAAUAUUAUACACAAUGCACGUGUAACCUUCCAGGAUGCAUCUAACUGAUCAUUCUCACAGAUGUUCCGAAUUUAUUUUCCAUAGAGGACUCCUAUUGCUACUUAUACACUUUCAUGCUGUUUCGCCUUGCCCCAAGAGCUGCCAGUGCUCGGACAACAAUGGAGGAAUAGUGGUCCAGUGCAGUUCAAGAAACCUGGAAGAGAUACCCAUAGACCUUCCAAUGGAGACUGUCUCCUUAAAGCUAGAUGCUAACAGAAUUCAUCAGGUACCAAACAAUGCUUUUAAAGAUCUCACCUCGUUACAGGAGUUAGAUCUUUCAAAAAACUCUAUUGAGAAAAUUGAGCUGUCGGCUUUCAAAGGAUUAGCUGAUGGGUUACGGCUGUUGGAUCUGUCUGGGAAUCAGAUUCACAAUAUCCCUAAAGAAGCCUUGGCCAAUCUGAAAGGCAAAAUCCGUCUCUCCAACAACCCAUUGCACUGUGACUGUAGCCUUCAGGAGAUGUUGAGGGAACUGAAUUUGGACCCUGACACAGUUAAUGACAUUUCCUGCCAAACUUCAGUACAGGAGGAGUAUGUGGGAAAACCUCUGAUACAGGUUCUAGACUCUGGAGUUAAUUUUUGUAAUAUCCAUCACAGAACUACCGAUGUAGCCAUGUUCAUUACUAUGUUUGGCUGGUUCACCAUGGUGAUAACGUAUGUGGUUUAUUAUGUGAGACACAACCAAGAAGAUGCUAGGAGACAUUUGGAGUAUCUCAAGUCAUUGCCCAGCACUCAGAUAACCAAAGACUUUGACACUAUCAGCACUGUGCUGUAGACAUGUCUUAUAGAAAAAUGAUUACACCUGAUUUGUUGCUGGUUAAUGUAGAGGUAAAUUAAACCAAACUGGCCAUAUAUUAAGCACUUCUUACAAGUAAUACAGCAGAUCCGAGCAGCGCCUUUAAAACAUAGGUUACAUCAGGAUCAAUGAAUGGGUGUUAAUAGGCACAAGGAAACAGCAAAAAUUGGUAGACGGUUUUGACAAAAUGCUGUAGUUUGGGUAUAUAGUUUUUGGUGUGUGGUUAUUGGAAAGAUAGGAGAAAGUUGAACAAUCUGAAGUGGCCUCAAGGAUGGUGCGGUUUGGCUGAAAUUUUUCAGACUGGACUUCUUGCAUUUUUUUUUGCAUAACUAACUCAGCUAACUCCGAAAAUAGUUUUUCUCCUAAAAAGCACUCAAAAGCUGAUUAUACAUUAAUAGACACAAUGCAAGGAUAAGGAGCAAAGCUCACUAACCUAAAGGAACCAAGUAGAACAUGUUUUUAAAAUGACUCUGUCUUUAAACAAUAUCCCAAACUGUUCUGUCUGCAAAAAAAAAGACUGUGAAUUCUUAUUAUUCUUACUGUCUGGGCCACCAGAAUGCUACAACGUAAUCCCCUCAAGAUCCACUCCACUGAAGUCCUGAAGUCUUCUGGGAAAUUUAUAUUCCCAGGAGUGUCGAUCUCCUUCAUCCCCCACAGUGUUCAGUGCUACCUCCACAUCACUACUGUGUACUGUUGUAAGAUGAGGUCAAUAGGAAAAAAAAUUCCCAGCUCAACUUUCCAGCCAGCCUGCUACAAACCGAAUUGUCCUGUCUAACUGUUCACGCCAAAACCAGGGGUUUAGUUUGCACACAUUUGCAAAUAAAUGCGUAAGCUGCAGAUGCCACGACAAGGCACCCCAAUAUUAUCUGUGGUCCAAACUCUAUAUAUUUUGAGAGCCUCCAUAGUAGGAGCACAUGUAUAAUAAUGGAUAGAUUGAGGGCAGAUAUGCCUGGAGGGAGACCACUCCUCCUUAAAGGCACAGGGGCGCACUGGCCCUCAGAAAAUAGCACAACAACAGCGAAGGUGUCCAGUGCGUCCCCUCACCAAAUGGUGCAAACAAACGACAACGUCCCCAAUCUUUAAUUGGCCUUAACAGCAAGGAGCACGUGGAAGGGCAACACAUGUCAAACAACAACAAAGAAAAAUUCCCAGCUUAACUUACUAGCCAAAAACAACAAAGGAAGAGGCGCCUCUGGGUGUAGUAGUUUAA
Rana temporaria (common frog) is the source of this 2713-nucleotide messenger RNA. Its product is annotated as leucine-rich repeat-containing protein 3-like. Lineage: Eukaryota; Metazoa; Chordata; Amphibia; Anura; Ranidae. The transcript is spliced from 2 exons. The record is from RefSeq and is a predicted model, not a curated record. Gene Ontology annotation, molecular function: transmembrane transporter binding; voltage-gated potassium channel activity; potassium channel activator activity. The coding region runs from base 706 to 1482 and encodes 258 amino acids. Gene Ontology annotation, cellular component: voltage-gated potassium channel complex.